AUGCAAAUUACUCAAACUUAAUUAUUAGAAUGGGUAAAAGAUGGAAAUAAAGCUACUUUGAAAAAACAUUUCGAAGACCAGUUAUUAUUUUCAUAAUAAAAAUUGCAGGCAUUUUUUUCUAUGGUUGAUGAUUAAAACAGAAAUGUCGUACAUUGGGCUGCUUAUUUAGGAUAAUAUAAAUUGUUAAAGUGGUGGUGUAAGAAAUAUAAAUUGAUGAUUGACUUAAAUAAAGGGGAUAUGCAUUCUUACACUCCCUUAGAAUUAGCAAGCAUCAAAGGGUAUCCUAUAUUACAAAUUAUUCUAAAGGUAUUCUGGUGAAUAUAAUCCAGAGAAAUAAGAAAAGACAAUAUAGUUGUUACUUGAUCAUGGUGCUUAAAUUCCAUAAUCAAAUACAUCUAAGCCAAAUCCUUUACAUUGGGCUUUUUAUUAUGGAAACAAAGAAUUAGUAGAUUUUCUAAUCUCAAAAAAUUUUUAACUUUAAUUAGAAACAGAUCAAUAAGGCAAUUAUCCUAUAGAUUAUUUGUUUUUAGAGAAUAGACCUGAUUAAUAUAAGUAUAAAUAACUAUAUUAAUUAAUAGAAAAGAAGUUCGUGAAAUAUUUGAGAAUACAAUUAUCAAUUAUGCUUAAGUAACAACAAAACAAACAUUGAAUAGAAAACCAAAGAGAAAGAAACAUAGAUAAGCUACAAUAAUAACUAGUUAAUAACCAUUUAUUUAAACAUAAAUAAAAGAGGAUGAAUCAACUCCAGAAUCUGAACCUUCUAAAAAUGGAAUACCAUAUUCUAAUAUAUCUAAUUAUCAUAGAAGUUAAACUUCAAACUCAUUCAUCUCCAAAAAUACUAUGCCUAAAAGUAAUCAAAAACAGACUCCUAGUUAAUAAAUAUUAAUUAAAUUUCAAUAAAGAAGUUGUUGUCAAAAAAUAUAAUCUAAAAAUAUUGAUGAAAUUGCUGAUAUUCCUUUAUAUGAUGAUUCUCGAAUUGAAAUGAAAGAACCAGAAGAAGAAAAAAUACCAGAAAUUAAAAUAUUCAAUUAAAAAAAUACAGAGACCAAUUAAGAAAAUUAAUUUUAAGCUGAUUAAUGUAAUAUCAUUAUAUCUUAACCUCCUCCUUUAUUAUUAAAUUAAGAAUCUACUUCACCUUAAAAAAAUUUACAUCCAAAAAAACAUUAGAAAAGUAAUAAAUUUAAUGUUAAUGAUUUGGAGAAAUAAGCUUUGAAAGAAAAGGAAAAGUUUACAAUAUAUCAUAGUAAAGCAAAUCUAACUAAAAAUGAAAUAUAUGAAUGUAGAUUAUAGUAUUGGUCUGCCAGUCAAGGCAAUACUGAAUUUUUUAUUUAUUUCUUAAAAAGGAGAUGCAAUCCUUUUCUUAAUGUCUAUUAAGGUUUCAAUUGUCUUCAUGUUGCAGCCUUUAAAGGAAAACUUAAAAUAUUAAAAAUUAUUUUAGAAAAUGAUUAUGAAUAUUAUGAUUAUUCUGGAGAUGGUAAUCAUAAAAAUAAAAAAUAAUUAAAAGAUUAAAUUUUUGAUAAGGUAUAUAUUAUUAAUAAUACAAUUUAGAAAUAAUGUAUAAAUAUAUUAACAGAUUAAAAUCCAUCAAAUGCUUUACAUUUGGCUAUUGAAUAAGAAAAGUAUGGUUGUAUGAAAACCUUAAUCUUACAUGGAGUAUCAGUAGACACUGUUAAUAGUAGAUGUCUUAAACCAUUUGAAUUAACUUUCAAUCAAAAUUUUAUGAAGUUUUAUAAAGACAAUAUUCAAGUCAAAUAAUAAAUAAGUAGUUUAACUGAAUUGGGAUAUUAAUAUGUAAUUCAAACAAAGGGUACUUUGAGUGUAGAUAAAGAUAUUGUUUAUUUGCAAUUACAAAAUAUAAGACAAACUUUUACAGAGAGAGGAUGGAGUUUCGAAUUUCUUAUAUUUCAUGCUCCAGAUCUUGAUAAAUUAGAAUUGUAUGAUGAUAAUACAAAGACAAAUAAAGUAAAAUCAGUAUAUCAUUAUUAUGUCUUAAAAUUGCCACCUGAUUCUAUUUAUUAAUUGGCACAUCUAUAUUAGAUAUCAUGUUAUAAUUUUAAAACAAAAGUAAGUUACAUCUUUUAUUGUAGCAUAUAUGUUAAUUUCAUUAUGAUAAGAGAGGCUUUUUUGAAUUUCCAAAAGAUCUUUAGGUAUAAAUGUUAAUAUUAAAUACUCUUAAUGAUGAAUUUGAUGUUGAUAAAUUUGUCUUAGAGAAAUUAAUAAUCUCACAUUAUCCUUUAGAAGAUAUUCAAAAGUGUGAAAAGAUUACCUAAUUUUGGGAUGAAUAAUAAAAUAAUUGUAUUAGGGAUUCGAUUCGAUAUGAAACAUAAUAAAUUGCUUUAAGACCAUUACAUGCUAUUGCCUCAUAUUUUGGUCCAGUUGUUGCAUGGUACAUAGCCUUAAAUGUACAAAUUAUAGGUUGGCUCAUGAUACCAUCAGUCUUUGGAGCAGCUUUGGGAAUCUACAUUAUAAUAACAAAGGAAGUAAAGUAUGAAUAAUAAAGAAAUAUAUUAGUUCUUCAAUUGUUCCUUUUUAUGCAUUACUAAUGACAUUAUGGUCUACAUUAUUUAUGGAGAAAUGGAAAAACCGAGAAUCUGAAUUGAAAUUUUGUUGGGAUAUGCAUAAAUUUAGAUAAACUCAACCUUAAAGAGUUAUGUAUACAGGUCAGUAUAUUAUAAAUGAGGCUACUAAUAAGAUAUAGAUAUAUGAUUAUUUUACUACUUUUAAAAGAAGAUUAAUAGCUGAAGGACCUGUAAUUUUGAUUGGAAUAGCAAUUAUUGUUUUAAGUUUUUAUGCAUUUAAUCUUUGGUUAUAAGUAUGGAAAGGUAAUACAAUAAUGCCAAUAGUAAUAAAUUCUUUAAAUGGAGUAUCAAUGACAGUGUUUUGUGAUUUAUACAAAAGAUUGUGUACAUCUUUAGUAACAUGGGAAAAUCAUAUGUAUGAGUCUGAACAAGAGUAUUCAUAUAUAUUGAAAGUAUUCUUAUUUGAAUUUUUAAUAUCUUAUGUAUCAGUGGUUUAUGUAGCUAUAUUUGAGAAUGAUGCAUCAUAAUUGAGUGUAUCAGUAGCAAGUAUAAUUAUAACAAGAGGAGUGAUUUCUAAUGUAAAGAGUAAUUUUUUGCCAUAUUUUUUAUUUAAAUAAGAAAAGAGAAUAUUAUCAGAGAAAUUUUCAUAAUUUAAGAGAAUAUUUACAACAAAAUUGGCAGAAAAGAAGUAAGUACCUAAUAUAUGUAAUUAAAAAUUCAGUACUGAUCAAGUGAAUUCAGAAAUAUAAUUAUCAUUUCUUUAAGAAUUAGAAAUUGGUCGAAUUAAAUAACCAUAAAAGGUUUUAUAUGAUGAAUACACAAGUAUUGCAAUAUAAUUUGGAUAUACAACUAUGUUUGCACCUACUUUUCCAGCUGCUCCAUUAUUUUUUAUGAUCAAUUGUUACAUAAAUUUAAGAUGGUCAAUCUAUAAUUAUCAACAUAUUUUAAAGAGAGAAAGAGCCUAAGCUGCAGAUUCAAUUGGAAUUUGGUUGUAAAUUUUUGAAAUAAUGAAUUAUUGUGCUACUUUUAUGAAUUGCAUAGUAAUUGGAACUGUGAAUAAGGAAUAAUUCAAAGGAAUAAUAGGAAAUCAAGAUGCCCUUGUUAGUGCAUUCUUCCUUGCUGCAAUAGAACAUAUCUUAUUACUUAUUAAAUAUAUACUUGAUGUUUCAAUUCCUGACUGUCCUUAUUGGGUAGAGAAGGAACUUAGAAGGUAUGCAUACUUAGAAGAAAAAUACUUGAAAAAUAACAAUUGA
Paramecium primaurelia is the source of this 3772-nucleotide messenger RNA. The record is from the annotation of a GenBank genome assembly. Lineage: Eukaryota; Ciliophora; Oligohymenophorea; Peniculida; Parameciidae.